CGCUUCAGCCUGCAGGACAAAGGGGAGGAAAGAAAGCAAAAAGAAAAACAACAACAGCAUUCACUCGUUUCUGCUCACUUCUCUUUGCCUCACUGGCUCGUCUAUCUCCCUCUCUGACACUCUUUUCUUCUGGUAGCUCGUGUUUUAUCUCAUACUUGUCUUUGCUGUCUUAAGAGCCGCAAUAUCUCUGGCCAUGUCAACAUGAAUGCUGGCAUCUAGCUCUCCAGAACAACUAUCUAGAGAAAGCGUGUUAGUUUGGACAACUAUCUCAUAAUAAUAAUACAUUCUUUAGCAGGCAUAGAAGAGCGAGAAGACACUCCCUACACUUUGGUGGCCUCGUUGUUACAGGCCCGGAUCAGUCUAAAGUGGCCCUGGCCCUGCCCCUACAAGUGAGGGUUUGAACACUCCUUUGAUUCUAUCUGCUACUUUGCCUAUUAUUUAGGCAAAUUUCUCUGUGCCUAUAGGCUCGCGUCCUAUCUUUUCCCCCUCUGUCUGUUAUUUCCACUAAGGGAACUAUCUUGUUACGGGCGGUCACACCAGCGCGCUGCUUCAUCUAUGCGUUAUAGAGAUGGAGAUCUUCUGUCGCAACCUCCCAGAGCAGGUUCAAGAGAAACACCUGAUAAAGGAGCUCAAACCUAUUUUAGAGCAUUUCCAAAUUCAUGUCUUCGACUUCCAAAAGGUGGGCCGGAAAAAUGGUAGAAUCACUGUUGCUGAUGCUAGGAAAGGCCAGCACUUCCUCGACACAUACGAAUCACGCAUGAACCCCGUGCGAGGGCCUGGCAGGCCACCUCACCCCUCUGUUACUCUCAAGCUAUAUGGGAUUCCUGUUUAUGUGAGCAAGAGCACCAACGUACCCUAUAAACAACUUCUACAAUCACUUUGGGAGGAAGAAGAGGAGCGACUAAACGCGCGCUUUGCUCCUGCUCCAAGAUCAAUUACAGGGCAGAUUGACCGAGUCAGGCAUUUUAAGGUCACUAUGAUGUCCUGUGGGUCAUGGGACUACCGUGCAAAUCAACCAGUCUUUGUUGAAUACUUCCGAUUUCCAUGCCCAGGAGUCAUCCACAUUGGGAAGACUGCGUUCGAAGCUCUUUUUACAGAUAUUCGGUCCAUGGUAAAAACCAGCAUGGAAAUACCCUACUGGAAUGUGGCUGACGAUAUUUACGUGGGGGCUUAUGCGAAGCCAUCUGUUACCAUCACCACAGAGGUUGCCCCGAGGUUCUAUAUUUCUGAUCCAAUAGAGCAGAUGAAAGUGCAAAUGGCAGCGUUGCUCCAGACAAAAGGGCGUCCUCCACCACCAAAGAGGAGAGUCGGGUAUAUAACGUCCGGCCACGAAAAUAUUUCCGCAAGAUGCUUUACCUAUAGAUUUGCCCUCCAGGACCCUCGAGAUACUGGUGUGGUGCGCAACUUAGCCCAUGACCGCAACGUUCCCAAGAUGAGCACAUGGAACGAUAUGUGCGUUUAUCCUCGACGGCCCUACAAGCUACUAGAUAGGGAAUUUGGGGUCUACCUGGCGCGUAUGCCAUUUGACUACCGUGUCAAAUUCCAGCUGCUGAAACUGGUAUGGAACGGAGAGCUUUCGCUGGACCAAGCCUCGCUACUUCUCCCAGCCGUCCACCGGCUACAUCAACAACAUCCCCACGACAUUGUUGCUCAGGCACUCAUGCGAAUAGACGGAAAUUCAGUCUACCCGUCACCUGGUGUAUUAGCCUCUGAUGCUGGUAUUGAAGCACUUACUGAGACCUUGGAGAAAAACCUAGAUACCAUCUUGAAAGCAAGAACUGAAUGGGACAUCAAUCUUAUGCAUGAGAAAAACGUUUUGGUGCAUCGAGCAACGGUUACUCCUGCCGGAAUCUACCUUUCUGGUCCAUACGCAGAAACGAAGAACCGAAUUUUACGCAAAUAUUUAGAUAAUAUUGACUAUUUCAUUCGUGUCGAAUUCCUUGACGAGACAGGUGACCCUGUAUUCUUUGAUCCACAUGCAAACUUGGAACCAAUUUUCCAUCAAAGAUUUGCUGGGGUCAUGAAGCGGGGUAUUGAAAUUGCAGGCCGUGGGUUCGAGUUUCUUGGGUUUUCUCACUCUUCACUGCGAGCCCAGACCUGCUGGUUUGCUGCCCCUUUCACCACAGCCGACGGUGACUAUCUCAAUGCUAGGACAAUCAUCGGCAAUAUCGGCUACUUUGAUCACAUCCGUUCUCCUUCUAAGCAAGCAGCUAGGAUUGGUCAAGCAUUUUCUGAUACCCUUACCUCCAUAUCUGUCUCCAAGGAGGUAGUCUGGAUGAGAGCACCAGACGUCAAGAGAAACGAUCGUAUCUUUAGUGAUGGGGUUGGAGUUAUGUCUCGCGAUCUAAUGUACAGGAUCUGGAAUGAAUAUGCGCUCCGGGAGAAGGUGAAACCAACAGUUUUCCAGAUCCGUAUUGCUGGAGCCAAAGGGAUGGUUUCUCUGGAUACCAGGAGAAAAGGCGAGUUCUUGAUGCUUCGAGAGUCAAUGGUCAAGUUUCCCACAGAUGAUCUAUACAACAUUGAGAUUUGUGGGGCCGGGAUCAGAGCGUUACCAUUUUACUUGAACAACCAGAUUAUCAAAAUUUUGGAAGACUUAGGGGUUCCAUUUGAAGCUUUCCACCAAUUGCAACAAGACGAGAUAAACUUUCUAUAUUCGACCUUCAAUUCUACGGAACGAGCUGCCAAAUUCCUUGAGGACUCACCCGUACCCAGGUCCCUUCGACUACCAUGGCUGUUCUUAGUUCUCAAGGGUUUGGGAAUACGGUAUACUCGGGACCCUUUCCUGAAGCGGGUAAUGGAGCUCACUACAUUGCUAAGGCUCCGUGACCUGAAAUAUCGUGCAAGAAUACGCGUUCCCAAUGCCGUCACCCUCUAUGGAAUCAUGGAUGAAACUGGCUAUCUGAAGGAAAACGAAAUUUAUUGCGUUUAUUUAGGGGAAAACGGUAGACGUGAGAUUCUUGUUCGUGAUAAUGUUGUUAUCACACGGUCACCAGCUCUGCAUCCAGGUGAUAUUCAGGUUGUCAAUGCAGUGGAUGUCCCAGCAAACUCGCCUCUUCGCAAGCUACAUAACUGUGUUGCCUUCAGUCAACAUGGUGAUCGUGAUCUUCCAAGUAUGCUAAGCGGUGGAGAUCUUGAUGGCGAUCUCUACAAUAUUAUCUAUGAUACCCGGCUAAUUCCUCGAAAGACUAUUCCACCUGCCAACUAUCCUCGGGUUGAAGCCAAAGAGCUAGACAGGAAGGUCGAAACUGAAGAUAUCAUUGACUUCUUUGUUACUUUUAUGCAGCAGGAUCAGUUAGGCCGCAUUGCAACUACACAUCAAACAAUUGCGGACCAGUCGGAGUUCGGCACUUUGGACCAAGCAUGCUUGAAACUCGCUCAUUUACAUUCCGUUGCGGUAGAUUACUCAAAGAGCGGGAUAGCGGUCGAUGUCUUGAGCAUCCCCAGAGCCCCGCGGGUCCGGCCAGAUUUCAUGGCCCAGAGUCCUAGAUUCCGUGUUGCAGAUAGCAUUGAAAGUAUUAUUGGUGAAAAAAAAUCAACCAUGCAGGAAGAUGAUGACGAGGACGAGGACGAUAGUGACCGUAGGAGAAUUCGAUACUACAAGAGUAAUAAUAUUCUAGGUCGACUCUAUCGUUCUAUCGACGAGCGAAGCUUCCUUUGUCAGCUACGGGAUGCAGGAGCUGUUGAUACCAAUACCAAUACAAACGUUCUUCGCUCGAUCUGGAACUAUGUGCUGUCAGAGGUGGAUGGUUUUCUUUGGACCCAUCUCACGGGGAUAUUCCAUGAUACCAGGGAUAUUUAUGAGGAUGAACUUCGCGAAUUAAUGCGUAAAUACUCAGCCACGCCCUUGAAGAGUUCUAUCUCAGAAUAUGAACUGUUCGUCGGUACUAUUCUUGGCCACGGACAUAAGCAACGUCGGAGAGACAAGGAUAAUGCAAAAGAAAUGCGGGAUGAAUACAACCGACUCGUCGAGUUCACGAUUUCUAUGAUCAGAGACACGGAAUCCGGGGGAACAGAAGCACUCGAGCGCUCGAUUGCCUGUUUUUGGGUGGCCAUAAACGGAAAAAGCUCCGGACAGAAGCCAGGUCUUAGAAGCGCGCAUGCACACCAAGAGAAACUCCUCAGCUUCCCUUGGAUUGCUGCAAUGACAUGCCUUGACGAAGUCGAUAAGCUGCAGAGAUAUGCCCCUAUUUAA
Messenger RNA from Trichophyton rubrum CBS 118892, 4192 nucleotides. RefSeq lists its product as uncharacterized. Gene Ontology annotation, biological process: siRNA processing. The transcript is spliced from 5 exons. Gene Ontology annotation, cellular component: nuclear RNA-directed RNA polymerase complex. NCBI's taxonomy places the organism in Eukaryota, Fungi, Ascomycota, Eurotiomycetes, Onygenales, Arthrodermataceae. The coding region runs from base 569 to 4192 and encodes 1207 amino acids. The record is from RefSeq and is a predicted model, not a curated record. Gene Ontology annotation, molecular function: RNA-directed RNA polymerase activity.